Nematolebias whitei (Rio pearlfish) is the source of this 2774-nucleotide messenger RNA. RefSeq names its product tudor domain containing 5 (gene tdrd5). Gene Ontology annotation, biological process: spermatogenesis. The transcript has 18 exons. The coding region runs from base 6 to 2774 and encodes 922 amino acids. NCBI's taxonomy places the organism in Eukaryota, Metazoa, Chordata, Actinopteri, Cyprinodontiformes, Rivulidae. The record is from RefSeq and is a predicted model, not a curated record.
GCAAGAUGAGCCAGGAAGACAUUUUUGCAAAGCUGAAGAAGGAUGUUUGCUCCUUGCUGCUUUCCUCUAAAAUGGGUUUGGAUCCUGCUCAGCUCCAGCAAGAUUACAUCAAUAUGUUGGGUCAUCCAAUGCCUCUGAAAUUCUUGGGCUUCAGGAACAUUAUGGACAUGGCUAAGGAGAUGCCCGAUGCAGUUUCUGUGAACUACAGGCCAGAUGGAAGCCCAUACUUAAAAGCCGUGAGUAACGAGACGACUCGAAACAUUGAGGAGCUAGUAGCCAAUCAGCGGAUGUCUAAGUCUGACAAGGCAAAGAACAGGGGCUUUAACCAUUUCUAUCCUCUUGAUCGUCGUCAUCAUCAUCGGUUCACCCCUGUGGUCCUCCCUCGAAGAGGUCAUGCUCCUCCAGCCCUCCCUGCACACCUGAGGAUGCAGCUUCGCCUCCUGUUGUCCCAGGGUCCAGUUAUGUUAUCCCACAUUGAGAACUGUUACUUGUGCUACUUUGGCUACCCACUGUGGGUCCACAACUAUGGAUUUUACUCUACUGGAGAGAUGCUGGAGGCAGCGAGGGAUAUGAUUCUAAUCCAACAAAGCAGGUUUGGCUCAGUUCUGACCCUGAGGGAACAUAUGAUACCAAGGCCAGUCAUGAAACCAUCCAACUUAACAAGGACGACUGGCCCGAUGCAACCAGUAUACUUUUUGUCAAGCAUGCCGGUUUCCAACGGUGCAAACAUGAAAAAUCCUGAAACAACAAAACCUUCAGCUGAAGUUCUAGUGCAGGAAGGUCCUCUGAAUCGGCCCUCUGAGGCUUCUCUGGGCCCUGAUCAAGAAGAGCCAGGAGUCGGUAUCAAGCCAGAAACGAAUGAGAAGUUCCAUGAAACCAAAUCAGUGGAUGACCAAGACGCUGAGCACUUUCAAAAACUUCUACGCAAGCUUGAAGAGGAGCUUCGUCAGCAAAUUCUGGAGAAUGGUGUCGCCGGCACCGUCAGUCAGGAGCUGAAGGACAAGCUGCGAAAGGUUGUUGCUCAGACAAGUGGUGGAUUAUCAGUCCAUGAUCUUCCUGAUGAGUACAAGAAACUUUUUGGAGAAGACCUGCCGUACACGGAGAGCGGUUUCGUCAGCGUCACUGAACUCAUUGAUGCCCUGAGGGACACUUUCUAUCUGGAACCAGCAGAGGACGACAAUGGACACCACUGGAUAGUAAGGGACAUAAAAGACUGCGAGCACAGACGAUCAGAUUCAAAAGAAACUACAGACCUCAGUGAAGGAAAGUUGGCAGCUAAGAGCUCUUACUUCAGCUCUGGAGGGUCUCCUUGGGAAAACAAACAAGGAGGAAAUGAUGGUGGUGAUGAUGAGGAGGAAGAGGAGCAGGAGCCCAGUAUCAUUUCCAAAACGGAAAAAAUGACAGUGGAGAUGUACACGGCCAUUCAGGUGCACGGCAAAUCUACCAUGCCCCUGGACGCCGUGAAGAGUCAGCGUCUCAAACCACCAACGCGCCACGAUGCUCGCGAGCUGGUACAGGUCCUGGUGGAGCUUGUGAUGUCGCCUGGAAGUUUCUACAUCCGUUUUAGUGAGAGCAAGGAGGCGCGGGCCUUGGAGGAUAUGAUGUUGGAGAUGAGACAGUGUUACACCUGUCCUGAGGUGUCGGAGCGAUACCGCCUCCCUCAGCCGUUCAUCAGACUGGGCCAGGUCUGCUGUGUGUCCCCUAAAGGAAUAUGGUUUUAUCGAGUGGUGAUCCACAGAGUUCUAAACCCCACUCAGGUUGAAGUGUACUACGUUGACUAUGGCAAUAUCACAGUAGUCCUGAGCAACAGCCUCAAGUUUCUCAAGUUAAGCUUUUCGGUUCUUCCAGCACAAGCAGUUCCAUCAUCUCUCGCUGGAAUUAAACCCACCUCGGUCAACUGGACUCCUGAAGCAACGGUUUCUUUCCAGAAACUGUGCUGUGAUCGCACUCUAGUGGGUGCUUUGGACUGCUACACUGCAGAUGUGCUGCAGCUCUACUUGUGUGACACACACACUGAUCAGGACAUCUAUGUGCAUAGUGUCCUCAUACAGCAGGGCCACGGGGUCGCAUGCAGCCCUGCAGCUGCUGCAUUGUGUGUUCAGGUGACACCAGUGAGUCUUUACUUUGGUGAAGGGAUGGUUGACCUGCCAGAAGUCGACAAGGAGCUGCUUUUGUCAUCAGAUACUUUUGAACCGUCUGUGGAGGGCACACAGAUUGAAGACGAAGGGCCGCCCGGCCUGGAGCUGAUAGAGGAGAACGAAGUCAUCCCUUGUUUACAGGAGAUGGGUGCCAACCCGUUCUUUGCUCUACUAGAUCCUCAAACCUUCAGCUCUAGUGAACAAAGUUCAGCUAAUGAAUCGCCUCCAACAAGUCCUGCCUCGACCACUCUUGGACCUGCAGAUUCGCUCCAGACCAGAAAAAACUCACCACUCGGUGAAGCUGAACCUAAAACGGAGAACAUAACUCCACCCAGCUCGGAUCUCACCUCCUGCUGUCCACAAGAGGAGGCGCAGCCUGACUCCCAUGACGACUCGUCACUCAGACAAAUUUCCAUCUUGAAGACGCUGAUAAACACUCCUCACAUGAAACGGGUCCAAGACUCUCCCCAAAAUGCUCCGGUGUUUCCUUCCUACCAGCGAAAGCCUGGUUUCCUGUUUCCGUUAUUUGGAACCAGUCAGAUUGUGUCCAUCACUGCUACACCUCCACCUGGACGCAAGCGUUGCACCUUGUUUGCCAGCAGAAACCAGCUGCAGCUGAGCUUCAGGCUCAGUUAA